Messenger RNA from Erythranthe guttata (spotted monkey flower), 2883 nucleotides. Its product is annotated as Tetratricopeptide repeat (TPR)-like superfamily protein. The record is from RefSeq and is a predicted model, not a curated record. Gene Ontology annotation, cellular component: intracellular membrane-bounded organelle. Gene Ontology annotation, molecular function: RNA binding; protein binding. NCBI's taxonomy places the organism in Eukaryota, Viridiplantae, Streptophyta, Magnoliopsida, Lamiales, Phrymaceae. Gene Ontology annotation, biological process: RNA modification.
AUGUUCUGUCCUAAAUUGCAUACCAAAUUUACCCUUCACAGGCCAUCGUUUCUUGCCGCCAUUUUUGUCAACAGUUCAUCAGUUUCUCCACCGUUCUUCCAUUUCUCUCCAAUCAAAAACUCAUCGAUUCUCCAAUUCUCUCUCCAUUAUUCAUCCACCCUUCUUCAAGAAUUCACCACGUACACCGUUCAACAACCGAACAAUGCAUCCCAUAUUACCUCAAGAACUCGCGCAGAGUUUCCCCACGCACCCCACUCGCUCGACGAAGUGCCUCACAGAAGAUAUCAAAGUUCCGAACACACCCUCUUACGGGACGUGUUCAAGAUUCUCCAGCUCGUCAUGCGAGAACCGAGCAUCUCAAACGCCGCGAUGGUGCACGCGUUGGCUGCGAAACAAGGCGCUCUCGGAGAUUUGUACGUCGCCACUUCUCUCGUCACUGUUUACUCAAGAAGCAAGGCGCUUACCUCAUCAAUAGCUUUGUUCGGUGAAGUUGUUGACAGAGAUAUUGUUUUAUGGAAUGCUAUGAUGAGUGCAUGCACAGAGAAUCGAGCUUUUCGAGCCGCAAUCGAUUUGUUCACGAAAAUGGUGAACCAGGGGAAUGGUUUUGACCCCACCACUCUCGUUAUAGUAAUAUCCGCUUUUUCCGAUUUGAAAAAUCUUCGACAAGGUCAGAUUAUUCAUGGGAUGAGCAUUACAGCAGGGAUGCUUUCGGACACAGUCUUGAGCAACUCUCUGAUCGAUAUGUAUUCAAAAUGCGGCAACUUGACUUCGUCGGAGCGUAUGUUCUCAUCGGUGGAAUUUAAAGACAUUGUCACAUGGAAUUCGAUAAUCAGUGGCUGUUUCUACAACAGCCAUCCUUACAAGUCCCUGUUAUAUUUCAGACACAUGGCUUCGCUCGAGAAUCGAGCCGACCACAUGAGUAUUUCUUGCGCAAUGGCGGCUUGUACUUCUCUGCAAGAGUUCGACAUCGGCUUGGCCAUCCAUGGAUGGGGAAUCAAAUUGGGAUAUUCCGAGAGCAGCUACGCUUCGGUUUCCAACUCUCUUAUUUCGUUCUAUUUUCAACUUAAAGAUAUAGACGCGAUAGAGUCAGUUUUUAAUGGAAUGGCGGUGAAAAAUGUGGUGUCUUGGAAUACGAUGAUUAAGGGGUUUUUCUUGAUCGGUGAAGCCGAAGAAGCGUUUAUUCUUUUACGUGAUAUGCAGUUUGCGGCACUUAUACAACCAGAUAUUGCAACUAUGGUUACCGUGAUUCCGUUCUGUGCUGAAUUAGUGCUUCCACGAGAAGGAAAAGCUGCACACGGAUUUAUUGUGCGAAGAGAAAUGGCUUCGGAAUUAUCGGUUGUGAAUUGUCUAAUUAAUAUGUAUUCAAAAUGCAGUAAUAUCGAAAAAGCAGAGUAUUUAUUCUCCACCAUGCCGAAGAAAGACUCGGUAGCGUGGAAUACUAUGAUAUUCGGGUAUGCCUACAACGGGCAAUCUUUGGAAGCUCGUAUUUUAUUCAAGAAAAUGACGGGUUUUUGUAAAAAUUGCACCUUGCCGACUCUAUUGGCUAUUGUUCCAUCUUGUGAUUCUCCGGAUUCGAUUCGAUUCGGAAGAUCGAUUCAUGGUUGGGGAAUAAAAUUGGGAUUUACGAGCCAGCUUUUCGCUCUAAAUUCACUCAUCCACAUGUACAUUAAUUGUGAUGCUCCAUCGGAUGCUUUUGCGUUGUUCGAGAGUAUUUCGACCAGAGUCGAUGUGACUAGUUGGAACACUAUAAUUGUUGGAUGCACUCAGAAAGGCCAUUUCUCCGAAGCUUUACGAUAUUUCGACUCGAUGAGAAAAGCAUCGCAAAUCCGAUUCAAUCCCGUAACUCUUGUAAGUGUUUUAUCAUCUUGUGGGAAUCUCGGUUUAUCAUUACAAGGAAAAAUAACUCACGGGCUUGCUCUCAAAACCGGAAUGUCCAGUCACACGCGCGUGCAGAAUUCGCUAGUGACUAUGUACGGAAGACUAGGCGAUUCCGAGAGCGCCACGUCAGCGUUCCACCUCAGCGAAGACCGCAACCUAUGUUCUUGGAACUGCGCGAUAUCCGCCAUGUCGCAAAACGAGGAUGCGAGAAGAGCGUUGGAAUUAUUCCGUUCGCUCGAUUUCGAGCCGAACGAGAUCACAGUGUCCACGGUUCUUUCUGCGUGCAGCCAUCUUGGAGCGGUGAGUGUAGGGAAGCAAAUACACGCGCAUGUAUUUAGAUUCCGUUUCGAACGGAAUAUUUAUAUAUCGGCUGCACUCAUUGAUAUGUACAGCAACUGCGGAAGAUUGGAAGUUGCAGAACGGGUUUUCCGAAGCUCGCCGAAUAAGUCGGUUUCCGCAUGGAAUUCGUUAAUAAUGGCGUACGGGUCCCACAGCAUGGGUUCGAAGGCUAUCGAGACUUUCGAAGCGAUGGUGGGGCUCGGUAUUCGUCCGACAGGUGGCACUUUCACGAGCCUUCUCUCGGCUUGCAGCCAUGCAGGGAUGGUUGAAGAAGGUCGAUUGUACUACGAGUGUAUGCUGAAGGAGUACGGAGUGGUGCCUUGUGUCGAGCACCGUGUGUGUAUGGUGGAUAUUCUGGGACGUUCCGGAAGGAUCCGGGAGGCGUAUGAUUUUGUCCGGGAGCUUCCGGAAGGAGGCGAGGAGGCGGGGGUGUGGGGGGCGCUUUUGAGCGCGUGUGGGUAUUAUGGAGAAGUUGAGAUUGGGAGAGAAGUUGCAGAGGUGCUGUUUGGAUUGGAACCUGAAAAUGUGAGUUAUUAUGUGGCUUUGUGUAAUAUGUAUGUUGCUGUCGGAAAAUGGGAGGAAGCUGUUGAGUUGAGAAGUAGAAUACAGGAUAAACAGUUGAAGAAACAGGUUGGUUUUAGUUUUAUUGAUGUUGGUUUGAGGUGA